AUGGAUGUAUGGAAUAUUUAUAAAGAAGCUAAAGGGGUUAAUAAUUCACUUUACGAUUGGCAAAAAGAAUUUUUACAAGAUGAACAACUUAUAAUUGAACGUAAAAAUUUUGUUUUAUGGUUACCUACGGGUGCAGGAAAGACACUUGCUGCAGAAUUACUUUUGUUGAGAGAAUUGUUAAUUAAACGUAAAAGUUGUAUUUUAAUUUUGCCUUAUGUUGCUAUUGUACAGGAAAAGAUUAUUUCUCUUUCUCGUCUCAGCGAAAAGCUUGGUUUUAUUAUUGAAGAAUAUGCUGCUUCUAAAGGAAGAUUUCCUCCAAUUAAACACAGAAAUGCUUAUUCUAUUUAUGUUUGCACAAUUGAAAAGGCUAAAGGUUUGAUAAAUUCAAUGCUUGAGAAAGGGAGAAUGAACGAAAUUGGAAUGGUGGUUGUCGAUGAGUUACACAUGCUAGGAGAAGCUGGCGGACGUGGUGCUAUUUUGGAACAAAGUCUUUGCAAAUUAAUGUUUAACCAACAAAAUCAACAACAAAUUCAAAUAAUCGGAAUGUCUGCAACUUUAGGAAAUGUUGAUGAAUUAUGCCAAUUUCUUUCAGCAAAAAAAUUUCGAACAAAUUUUCGUCCAGUUAAAUUAGUUGAAAGAAUUAAAAUGCAAGAUAAAUUAUAUUCAUUGGAUAAAGAAGGAAAUUGGACAAUUGAAAUGAAUUUACCUAAGAAAAAUGUAAGCGGAUUUUUUUAUUUAAGUCAAUAA
This is a messenger RNA of Meloidogyne enterolobii, 747 nucleotides long. The record is from the annotation of a GenBank genome assembly. NCBI's taxonomy places the organism in Eukaryota, Metazoa, Nematoda, Chromadorea, Rhabditida, Meloidogynidae.